Molecule: messenger RNA, 4629 nt
Organism: Etheostoma cragini (Arkansas darter)
Lineage: Eukaryota; Metazoa; Chordata; Actinopteri; Perciformes; Percidae
Gene: nfascb
Product: neurofascin homolog (chicken) b
Biological process (GO): brain development; cell-cell adhesion
Molecular function (GO): cell-cell adhesion mediator activity
Source: RefSeq, a predicted model, not a curated record
UUACUGAAGUGUAUCAACUCUAGGGUUCUUGCCCUGAUAUUUGAAGGACUGAGUGUUUAAUUGGUAUACUGCACAAACAAGAAUAAUUUGGGGUGAGAAAAGUCACUGGCAUUAUCGAUGCCUCGGGGAAGCUACAGGGAUGGGGAGGAGAGAACGCUGAUUUGACUUUUCAUGAGAGAGAACGGAAGAGUUGGUAAAGAAAAGAGUAGCUUGGUUCCAUGCACUGUAAAGAUGGGACCACUGCUGGAACCAGCGCUGCUGCUGCUGCUUUUAUGGCCGAGUGUUGGGGCUUUCGACAUCCCUCUGGAAAUCAGGCAGCCCCCAACCAUCAUAAAGCAGUCAAUGAAGGAGCAUAUUGUUGACCCCAAAGACACCAUGGUCAUCGAAUGUGAAGCCAAGGGAAACCCUCAUCCCAUUUUCUCAUGGAGGCGUAAUGGGAAGUAUUUCAACGUGGCACGUGACACUCAAGCUUCAAUGCGCAGACGCUCAGGGACGCUGGACAUCUAUGCCUGGAACAAUCCAGAACAAUAUGAGGCAGAGUAUCAGUGCAUUGCAUCCAAUGAGUAUGGAUCUGCAUACUCCCACAAGAUCAGACUACGACUAUACAGAGCUCCUGUGUGGCCAAGGGAGGUUCUGGAGCCCGUGGUGGUCAGCGCUGGCUUGCCUCUGGUCUUGUCCUGUGACCCGCCACCAGGCCCGCCAAAACCUGAAAUCUACUGGAUGUCCAGCUGCUCGUAUGCGAGACCUUUCAACUGGCCCAUUCAGACAGCGUUCCCCACCAUGCAGCCUGUGCGGCAGGACCGCAGGAUAUCCAUGGGAGUAAACGGAGAUCUGUACUUCUCUAACGUCCUGUUCAACGAUUCUGCUGCUGAUUACUGCUGUAAUGCCCGCUUCCCCUACAAGAAUGUCAUCCAACAGAAGAUGCCCGUGGUUGUUAAAGUGCUUACAACUCGUACAGUGUCCGAGGCUGCCCCCACCUGGCUGUCUCCCACAGGCUCGUCCAGCUCCAUUCUCGUCCUGCAAGGGGAAGAACUGCUCCUGGAGUGUAUCGCUGCAGGGAUGCCAACUCCUCGCAUAACGUGGACCAAGGAUGGUGACGACCUGGUGGUGACGUCGCGCAUGAAAGUAAAGAACUUCAGCAAGAUGAUUCAAAUCUCAAAGGCAUCUUUUGAUGAUGUGGGUGAAUACAGUUGCACUGCUACCAAUAAGAUUGGAUACAUUGAGCACACGAUAACCGUCAGGGUCAAAGCGGCUCCUUUUUGGCUGGAGAAACCCACUAAUCUGGUCUUGGCCCCGGAGGAAAAUGGCCGCCUGGUGUGUCGUUCUGAUGGGGCUCCUCGUCCCACUAUCAGCUGGUUCAUCAACGGGGAACCAAUUGAAACUGCAACACCGCAGCCUAACAGACAGGUGGCAGGAGACACACUGACUCUACGCAGUGUGACUGCUGAAAACACUGCUGUCUACCAGUGCAAUGCUUCAAAUCAAUAUGGCUACUUAAUGGCCAAUGCUUUUGUCAACGUGCUACAUGCAACGCCACGUAUCUUUGGGCCCAGAAAUGAACUCAUCAAGGUGAUAGAGGGCAGUCGUUGCUUCUUAGACUGUCGCUACUUUGGUUCACCAGUGCCUGAAUUGCGAUGGUCCAAAUAUGGACAGGGGAAUCUGGAAGGAAAUCGUUUUAAGACCCACAGUAACGGGACCCUGGAGAUCAAACACAUCCGGAUAGAUGACCAGGGAAUCUACCUUUGUGUUGUCAGCAACAUCGCGGGAAGAGAAGAAAGUCAAGUCCGAGUAGAAGUAAAAGAGCCCACUUUAAUUGUCACAAGACCACAGAGUAUGAAAGUCAUCCGUGGAAGUGAUGUGCGCUUUGAGUGUGGUGUAAAAGCAGAUGUCACUACUCCUGUCACAACAUCCUGGAUGAAAGACAAAAAAUAUCUCACUUUGGGCUGGAGACUCUCUCUGGAUGAAUCAAAUCUGGUUAUCACUAAUGUAAACAGAGGCGAUGAGGGGAAUUAUACCUGUGUCAUCAAGAGUGAACUGGACCAGAAAUCUGCCUCAGCACGCCUAAUGGUGAUGGACCACCCAGAUCCUCCCACUAAGUUGGAGUUGUCAGAUCCAUAUGAACGCACUGUAAGACUCAGUUGGGUCCCUGGAGACAGCAACCAUAAUCCUAUAACAGAGUACAUAGUGCAGUAUGAUGAUGAUGACUGGUUGCCUGGGAAGUGGCGAAACCUCUCAAGCUACCCAGGGGACCUCAACUCUGUCAUUCUGCACCUUACACCCUUCACCUACUAUGAGUUUCGUGUUAUCGCUGUCAAUGCAAUCGGAAUGAGUCGCCCUAGUCGCCCAUCUACGCGCUUCCAGAGCAGCGGUGCACCUCCAGAUGUCAUCCCGAAGAACGUAAAGGGUGUGGGUACGUGGAGGAAUAACAUGGAAAUCAGCUGGGAGCCUCUGACCUACAGAGAGUGGAAUGGGCCCCACCUGAAGUAUCUGGUGUGGUGGAGAAGGAGAGAAUCCAGAGAGGAGUGGAAGAAUGCAACCACUAAAUGGGCAAGAUACUACAUCUAUGAUGCAGAUACCUUCACUCCAUAUGACAUCAAAGUCCAGGCUGUCAACGACUUUGGGCUGGGUCCAGAGUCUCCUGUUAUCAUUGGUUACUCUGGGGAAGACCGUCCCUUAACUGCACCCCUGAACCUGAGAGUGUCCGAUAUCGAGAGCACCCAGGUGACUUUGCACUGGGACUCUGUUACACGUGGCUCUAUGAUGGGAUCACUGAAAGAAUACAAGGCCUACUACUGGAGGGACAGUAGCCAGCUCAGGUGGCUGAGGGUCAACAGAGGGAUGAAGUCAAAAUCCUUCCCGGACAAUGAUCCAGAGCCCUCUGGGGUCCUCACUGGGCUCAUCCCCUAUAGCAACUACAAGCUGUAUAUAGUGGUGGCAAACAAUCGAUAUGAAGGGCCGCCAAGUAAUACAAUACACUUCUCAACGCCUGAAGGAGUACCAUCUGCUCCAACAUCCUUCAGGAUCCAACAGAGACAUCUGGACAGCAUUUAUGUCGACUGGGACCUGCCAGCAGAACCCAACGGUAUCAUUACUGGAUAUUCCCUCAAGUACCAGACAGUGAAUGCCACCAGGGGUGAGGAGCUGCGGGUAGAAGAGUUAACUCCAAAUAUAACAAGUUUCUCACUCCGGCGAUACGACCGCUACACUCGAUACAGAUUCCACGUGGCGGCGAGAACUCGGAUCGGGAUAGGGGAAUGGCACACGGAGGAGUCACCCCACUACACCACUGAAACGUAUGCUCAGGACCAGGUGGACAUCUCCACUCAGGGCUGGUUCAUCGGGAUUAUGUGUGCUGUGGCUCUCCUUGUGCUCAUCCUACUCAUAGUCUGCUUCAUCAAAAGGAGCCGAGGGGGGAAAUACCCAGUUCGGGAAAAAAAAGACAUUUCAUUGGAGCCAGUGGAUGACAAAGAUCAGGAUGGAACAUUUGACUACAGGUCUCUUGAAAGGAUAGCACGUGUCUCCACUCUGCCUUACCCCCGACGAGACGAGGAAAGAGGGCUUCAAAGAGGCCAGUCAUCUAUGGAGGCAAUGAUAAAGCGAUCAGACAGUGACGACAGUCUGGUGGACUAUGGGGAAGGAGGCGAGAUACCGUUCAACGAGGACGGCUCGUUCAUCGGCCAGUACACAGGAACCAGGAGAGAUGUCAGGGAGUUGGACUUUGGUGGAAGUCUGGAGCUGCACUCUCCCAUGAAUACCAUCUACUCCCUGGCGUAAAAAUCAAAAGUCAAACUGACUUCUUAUUUCUAAUGUGACUUUACCGUGCUUGUACCCUUCACCUUCUAAUAAGAACUCGUGGUGCUUGUGGUUUGUCUGCUGGAGCCUGGGGGGGCUGUUAACCCCUGUGUCCUUGCAGACAAUGCAACAUUCAUGCAUUUAAAGAAGAACAUGGUUGAAGAGUUGGGACAAUACUAGAGCUGAGAAUCCUAAGCAAGCUUUACCUUUUGUGUUUCAUAUUGCAUUUCCUGUAAAUGAAAAUUCUGCAUGUUUGUGCGCAUGCAUGCACAUGAGUCCAUGUUCAGUUAUCCUGCCAAUGCAGAGACACAAGCUGUAGACGAGACAGAAGUGAAUCAGUUUAUCAUGUUGAUAAAAGCAGUUUCAAGUAACAACUUAACUACUCUUGUUAUCUAUUUUUCUUUCAGCUAAUUUCAAUAAUGAUAGUUAUUAUUUUUUUGUUGGCUGUUUGAAACAAUGGCAGCGUACCGUAGAUCAAGCAAGCUACAAUUUACUCUUUGCUUCAUACGCUAGUGUUUAUGGUGCAAUGUGAGAGUAUACAAGUCUUGUUGGUGCUAGGUGAAGGAUAAUAAAAUAUAUACAGGGGCUAAUGGUUCAGCUGCAUGGUUCAGUUAGAGAAUAUGCUCUGCUGGGAGGCAAGGUCAUACCAGUUGGGAAACAUCAAGCAGCCAUAAACCAGCUCUAUAAUUGCCCUUGCUUAAUUUUCUCCCCAUUUAACUCUCUAAGGAGAUGGAUAGAAAUCAUUAAUCUUAAUCUAACGGUUUCAGUUUAUUUGAUCCCUAACAUCAUCUGUGUAUAAUCAGUUAUGUCUAAAUGUAAAUAAAGUGGAAAUAUGUA